GACUUGGAUGUAAUAUCUAUUUUCUGAAGGGGUCCCCUUGCAUGGGCUGGAUGUAAUAAAGUCCGACCCGUUUUUUUUUCUAAAGAAAAAGAAGACACUCGUCGAGGCAGAUCGAUGGUGUGACCCCGACACAGUACCUAGAGCUAGAAGAAACAGAGGCCGAAUCGGAGAAGAGAAGGCGCGCGACGUGGAGCAACGGCCAACACACAUGCUUUCCAACCUCACCACACGCAUCGCACCCAUCCGAUCCGUCCGCUUUGUGAGUCCAACAACCCCGUCGCCCCACAACCAUGGCAACGUUAUCGAUGAGCCCCCGGCGGUGGUCCACAUGGGCCGGCGGCGUGGCGUCGUCGGCGCUCGCCGCCGCCGUCUUCGCGGUCCUGGACGUCGUCGACGUGGUCCUCUGCCUCGUGUACGCCGUCCUCGACGGCAUCCUGGAGGAGAGCCCCGUGCGCUGCUACUGCCACAGGAGGAGCCGCGGCGGCGGCGAGCAGGAGGAGGAGGUCUCCGAGACGCUGUACUCGCGGAGGAGCGCCAUCAGGGGCGCGCUGCUGGGGCUCCUGGGGCUCGUCGUCAGGAGAUCUAGAGACAAGGGGCGGGCGUGCAACAAGUGGCGCAGCCCCAGGUGGUCGGACUGCGGUUGCAAGUCUUGCGUCGCGUGGCGGGGCACGGGCAGCCAACCAGCAGGCGGCCGGCUGCACGUCGUCGGCAAGCAGCCAACAAGCAGCAGCAGAGACGAUGGCACCGACGAGACUGCCAUCUUCUUGCACGGCUUCGCGUCGUCGUCUUCCUUCUGGGCGGAGACGGUGUUCCGCGAAUCCUCCAUCCUCGGCAGCAGCGGGUUGUUGGCGGUGGAUCUCCUUGGCUUCGGGCAGAGCCCCAAGCCGGGCAACUGCAUGUACACACUGAAAGACCACGUGGAGGCCAUCCUGAAUAUUAUCGAUAUCGAAUCCUCCUUCCACCUGGUCGCCCACUCCAUGGGCUGCAUCAUCGCCCUCGCGCUGGCUGCCAAGCACCCAACCCGAGUCAAAUCCAUCACACUGCUCGCACCACCCUACUUCGUGGCGUGCGAUGAGCACACGGCGAGCCAGGUCGCGCUUCGCAGGCUGGCCCAGAAGAAGCUGUGGCCGCCGCUGCUCUUCGGCUCGGCGGUGAUGUCGUGGUACGAGCACGUCGGCAGGACGGUGUGCUUGCUCCUCUGCAGGAACCACCGGCUGUGGGAGUGGCUCAUCAGGCUCCUCACACGAAAGAGGGGUGUGGAUUUCCGGGUGAGGGAUCUGACGAGGCACACCCACCACUCGGCCUGGCACACCAUGCACAACGUCAUCUGCGGGGGGGCCGGCCUGCAGGACACCCACCUGGAGGCCGUCCAGGCGGCCGGCAUCCCGGUGAUGCUCAUCCACGGCGUCAGGGACCCGGUGGUUCCCGUCGACUGCAGCCGCCAUCUCAAAGCCAAGCUCCCUCAGGCGGAGCUCCGUCUCAUGCCCGGGUGUGACCACGCCACCGUGGUCUCGGGUAGGGAAAGGGGAUUCGCGGAGGAGCUCGCCGCGUUCUGGUCAGCAGCAGCAGGAUCAUAUUCAUAUCCACGAGGAUGAUGAUUUACUAACACUAAUCGAUCGAUGACUACUACUACUAAUAGUAGGUGCCAAGAAGGACUUGGUAUCUCAUCACGUCGUCUCAUUUUGAUAAUUCACCAGCUUAGCUGUAAAGAUACAUGGGCAUCAGUGAAAAUCAAUAAUGCUGGGAUGAUCUAGUUCAUUCAUCAUCUCCUGAUAUGCA
Molecule: messenger RNA, 1779 nt
Organism: Panicum virgatum (switchgrass)
Lineage: Eukaryota; Viridiplantae; Streptophyta; Magnoliopsida; Poales; Poaceae
Product: probable lysophospholipase BODYGUARD 4
Exons: 2
Coding region: 291-1595 (434 amino acids)
Source: RefSeq, a predicted model, not a curated record